This is a messenger RNA of Fundulus heteroclitus (mummichog), 1281 nucleotides long. RefSeq names its product heme binding protein 2 (gene hebp2). Gene Ontology annotation, cellular component: cytoplasm. The transcript has 5 exons. NCBI's taxonomy places the organism in Eukaryota, Metazoa, Chordata, Actinopteri, Cyprinodontiformes, Fundulidae. The record is from RefSeq and is a predicted model, not a curated record. Bases 203 to 781 code for a protein of 192 amino acids.
UUGACCCGGGCUUUUAUUCUGAAAGUUUGAGUCACUCAGCCAAUCAGGUGUCGGGGCGCUCUGUGACAGGAAGCGAUGUUGCGAAAUCAUUAGUUGCCGUCUUAACGCCGUGAAGGAACGGAUCAAACGCCCUUAUCCAGAGGAGUUUGGAAGCUGAACGCUGAGGAUCUUCUCCAAGUUGAGGACCAGCCGCCCGUCAGCCAUGCUGAAAGCUCUGGGACAAGCUUUAUUCUCCACCGGGCUGAAGAGUCCCAAAUUCACAGCAGAGGAGGCCAAGGGACAGGACUAUGAGAUCCGCACCUACCAUCCCGCCAAGUGGGUGAGCACCACUCUGAGUGGGAUGCAGGGCGAUGAAUGUACGAAGACCGGCUUCCGCAGGCUCUUCAGCUACAUCCAAGGCAGCAAUCAAACCAAGGCCAAAGUGGAGAUGACCGCCCCUGUGACGUGCCGUGUGGUCCCCGGAGCCGGCCCCGCCUGCGAAUCUCAGUUCACCGUGUCCUUCUACAUCCCAGAUGAGCUUCAGGCAAACCCGCCUGAGCCCAGCGACCCGGAUGUGUUCAUGGAGGACCGCAAGGAGUUCACCGCAUAUGUCAGGACGUAUGGCGGGUUCUCCAAUGAAGAUAUGAAGCGGGAAGAGCUCCUGAAGCUUUUGGAGAGCCUGAAGAGGGACGGCGUGGAGUUCGUGGAGCAGCCGUACUACACGGCCGGCUACGACAGCCCCUUCAAGCUGACCAACCGCAGGAACGAGGUGUGGGUCCUCAAGAAAGCGGAGCAGCCGUAGGGAUGCGACAGAAUAAUGUUUAACGACCAAAACACUUCUAACAUGCAGUUGUAAUUGAUGCAGAAUGUCCAGCAGGCGGCGUUGUGUGGAUUUAAAUAGUGCCUUAGAUUUUUUUUUUUUGUAACCCGUUGAAAUAAUUUUAUGCUUUUGUGUUGUUUACUGGUUUAAAGGGAGAUUUUACUAAAUAACUAAGCAAUGUGUUGACAUAUAAUUCUAAAUGUGAAGUGAGCCAGUGUGAAGGUCAGUCGUUUUUAAAAAAUCAUCUGCUGCUAUUGCACCAUCUGCCAAUAAAUGGACCAAAAAUCUGAGGAACCGGUCCUAUGUUGGGUCAGAAAGCCCCAUAACACUCUCAACAGGUGUAGAAUCACGCUACAUCAUUAGUUUCAGUGCCUUGCAAAAGUUUAAGAGCGUUCCUGUUUUUUUGCUUCACUACAGUGACAAACGUCUGUUCUAAUUCAUGGGGAUUUUAUGCAUUAGACCACCAAAAAAAGGUUUUAGAU